Molecule: messenger RNA, 323 nt
Organism: Corticium candelabrum
Lineage: Eukaryota; Metazoa; Porifera; Homoscleromorpha; Homosclerophorida; Plakinidae
Product: myotubularin-related protein 6-like
Exons: 2
Coding region: 13-297 (94 amino acids)
Biological process (GO): phosphatidylinositol dephosphorylation
Cellular component (GO): membrane; cytoplasm
Molecular function (GO): phosphatidylinositol-3-phosphate phosphatase activity; phosphatidylinositol-3,5-bisphosphate phosphatase activity
Source: RefSeq, a predicted model, not a curated record
UUUUGUAGAUUGAUGACGUUCACUUGCAGAGCAAGUUCUCACAAGAAAACACACAAAGGCAGUCUUUACGUGACACCAACCCAUCUUAUCUUUCACAAUCAAACCGUAGGAAGAGAAACAUGGCUGUUGCAUACUCACAUCUUACAAGUGGAAAUGCUACCAUUAAACACAAAAGGCUCGCCCUUGAAGAUAACCUACAAAACAUUCAGAUCAUUCACAUUCAUCAUUGCUAAAGAUCGUGAAUGCCAAGACAUCUAUGAUACUCUGGUGCACUUCUCUGAACCAAGUGAGUGUUAAGCAUGAUCAACAAAGAUGCAAGAUGU